This is a messenger RNA of Chlorella variabilis, 984 nucleotides long. RefSeq lists its product as hypothetical. Gene Ontology annotation, cellular component: endoplasmic reticulum. Gene Ontology annotation, molecular function: lysophosphatidylethanolamine acyltransferase activity. NCBI's taxonomy places the organism in Eukaryota, Viridiplantae, Chlorophyta, Trebouxiophyceae, Chlorellales, Chlorellaceae. Gene Ontology annotation, biological process: phospholipid metabolic process. The transcript has 6 exons. The coding region runs from base 1 to 984 and encodes 327 amino acids. The record is from RefSeq and is a predicted model, not a curated record.
AUGGCGGCUGCCGACCUCACCGCUCCCUUCCUCCGCCACGACACGUAUGGCGUGCUUGGCAUGGGACCGCUCUCAGUGGGAGAAAAGAUACGGCUAGGUUUGCUGGCAGUGCUGGUGAUGCCCAUCAAGUUGAUAGGAGCCUUGGGCAGCGUGCUGACCUUCUGGCUUUGCUGCCGGUUGUGCGCCCUGCUGCCCGCGAGGGUGGGCACCAACGCAAUUGCACAGCUCGGCUUGGUGGCCUGCCGCGUCUGCCUGUGGUGGCUGGGCUUCUGGCGCGUGACCUGGAUCAAAGUGGGGCAGCAGGGCGACGUCGGCAGCGGCGGCAAGGGCAGCGACAGCACCAGCAAGGCACCGCCCGUGGGCAUCGUCAGCAACCACAUGAGCUAUUGCGACAUCCUGCUGCACAUGAGCCACUCCUUCCCCUCCUUUGUGGCGCGGGCGCAGACGCGGAACCAGCCCAUCAUCGGCAUCAUCAGCCAGCUGAUGGGCUGCCUGUACGUCGACCGCGACGCCUCUGCCAAGGGCGACCCCGACAAGCCGCGCGUGUCGGACCUGGUGCGGCAGCGCAUGCAGGAGAUGGCGGCGGGGCGCCUGCCGCACGCCCGCCCGCUGCUGCUGUUCCCCGAGGGCACCACCACCAACGGCCGCUACCUGCUGCCCUUCAAGACGGGAGCCUUCCUGGCGGGGGAGGCGCUGCAGCCGGUGGUCAUCCGGUAUGAGGAGGGCCGGUUUUCGCCCUGCUGGGAGAUGAUACCUGCGGCCCGCCACCUGUUCCUCAUGCUCUGCAACCCGCUGCACUCGGUCACCUGCUUUGAGCUGCCGGUGUACCACCCGUCAGAGGCGGAGCGCGAGGACCCCAAGCUCUACGCCCACAACGUCCGCAAGCAGAUGAUGGACUUUGCGGGGUUGCAGCCCACGCAGGCAACGUACGCCUUCAAGAUGGAGUACAUGAAGCGGCUCAAGGCGGAGCAUGGCUUGGCAUGA